This is a messenger RNA of Hyposmocoma kahamanoa, 2156 nucleotides long. It is a transcript of the gene hfw, whose product is annotated as protein halfway. The record is from RefSeq and is a predicted model, not a curated record. Gene Ontology annotation, cellular component: membrane. The transcript has 10 exons. The coding region runs from base 297 to 1841 and encodes 514 amino acids. NCBI's taxonomy places the organism in Eukaryota, Metazoa, Arthropoda, Insecta, Lepidoptera, Cosmopterigidae.
UUGGAGUCGGGCCGAAUUAGACUCGCUACAUGUGUUUUGUGCAAGCAAUGUCAAAAGUAUCGUGAACUCUGACGAUUUUUGCGUUCACCCGAUUGCUGAGCGUGCACUUAUUUAUUUACAUCCAAGCGAAAAAUGGGCCGGUCGCUGGCUGAGCGUGGUGGCGCGCGAAUGCUGCAUUUUUUAGAUUCCAAUACACUUGGAAAGUUGUAAUCGCGCUGCAAUAGGAGUGUGUUUAGUGUUUAUUUUUAUACAACGCUGUGAUUUAUUUUUAACAGUGAAAUUGUGUGAAUGUGAAAAUGCAUAGAUCGUCUCUUUGUCUUACGGAUGUAUUCUUAUGGAGUUUCGUGUUAUAUUUGGCGACUUACGUGCCCAGCAUUGAGAUGAGGACGAAUGACGAUGAAAUGCAAAAAUAUGUAGCUGAACAACCUCAAGCGUCAUCUCCAAGUCCAGAGCCGUUGACAACAGUGGAGGAGCAGAAGAAGCGCAACAAUAGUUGCUUCCACAUGCCUCGAUCUAAGUGCCCACCCAACGGCACUGCCUGCACUCGAAUCGACCCCGUCUCCGUGUUUUGCUGCGAUGUUGAUAGCUUUCGGUUUAAAGAGGCAUUGCAGAUAUUCAUUCUAGGACAAAAUACGUCGAAUCUACACGUGCUAAACGCGACGCUCGAUAAGCUCAACGUGUCCGAAGCGAUGUACAGGAGACUCGUAUCCAUGUCUUUUACUGACGGAAACAUUGGCAUGAUUGUUGGGCAAUUCCCAAAACACUCAUCAAUAGCCUGCCUUAACAUCUCGAACAACAAUCUCACAAGCAAAAAACUGGACCCCUCGAAUGAACGUCCUUUCGCCCAUCUCAUCUACCUCACGUACUUGGACGCAUCAGCCAAUAAUUUAACGGAGUUCCCUUUGAGCUUGGUACAGAGCAAUAGGAAGAUCACUGUUGAUUUCUCAGGCAACGACUAUAUCCCCUGCAAGCAUUUCCUGAAAGCGAUGGAAUCAAAGAUUGUUUAUUUCCACAACUAUGAGAAGACUCGAUGCGCGCUGGACGUACGUUACAACUGGUUUAUGGAGACCACCAUUGUCAAUAUCGACUACCUUCAUCAGCAGAAAGAGCUACACAAAAUGUGCAAAUUCAUUCGCCCCGAAAACAUAAAUUGCACAUGUUCGCUGGAGCGGCUUGAGCUGCUGACCGAGGAGGCCGUGAACCUCAUUUCCGUAGACUGCUCUCAACGCGGACUUAAAGAGAUGCCUACCAAUCUGCCCACGAAUACUGUCAAGUUAAAUGUGUCGCACAAUAAUAUCACGUCUCUCCAGCCAAUGAGCGACGAUCCGUCGUACGACCAGCUAAAACAGUUGAUCGUGGACUAUAACGACAUCACGAGCAUCGUGGAGCUCGAGGGGACCAAGUUUAUCGACAACUUCAUGCUUUUCUCCAUUACUCAUAACAAACUUAGCGCGAUUCACACGUACGUAUUGUCCAAUAAGUUUGAUAUGACGAACUCGUACACUACCUUCUCUAUCGCUGGCAACUACAUUCACUGUGAUUGUAACACCGAGAAGGUAUUCAAGCCGUGGCUGAUGGAGAAUUCGAAGAAUAUACCAGACUACAGGCACCUAAUGUGCGAAGAAAACACACCAGUAGUGGAUCUAUUCGAGUCCCAAGUGUGUCACGCGAAUCGGGAUUGGACAGACUAUAUCUACUACAUAAUAGCGUUAGAAGUGUUGGUACUGGUGCUGCUAAUAAGCAAAGUUUCAUAUGAUUAUUGGGUAUUUAAAACAGCUGGCUACUUGCCUUGGCCAGCAAACAAAAUGCCCAGGUUGCCUUGUGAUUGGUUGUGUGAAUGAGGGAACUGGGAGAGUAAUUUUUAUAGUCAUUUCUAUGAAUGGUUUUAAGAGGAAAAGAAAUAUGUACAAACGUGUUCUGCGUGGAAGAACAUUAUGGCCGAUGUGGUUUGAUACGAGUGUCCUUCCAUACAUUAUGCGCCAUUUAGAAUGGUUUAUUUAUAUUAAAAAAGACUAAAUUUGUAAAAUUUAUAUAAUUACAGUUAGUGACAUAAAAAACUUUUGUUUAAGUUGGAAUUAUAGUCAGUGAUUAUGCGUUUGGACCUCACAAUGCUGAAUACGGACCUGGUGAAGUGGCAGCUUAUUGAUGUGAUGAAA